AUGGACGGCGGCGGCGGCGGCGGCAACCGCAACGACCACACAUCUCUCGGCGGCGUCCGCCGACGAAAGCCGACGAAGAAAACAAACCAACCCAACAACAAAAAGAAACCCAUCAAAGUUGUGUACAUAUCGAAUCCAAUGAAGGUUAAAACCAGUGCCUCUAAAUUCAUGGCUUUGGUCCAAGAGCUCACCGGCCAAGAUGCCGACUUUCCCGACCCCUCUAAGUUCCACUCCUCCGACGUAGACGCCGGAGCCACCCCCGACCUCCUCCACAGCACGGCCGCCGCCGCCGCCCAGGACUAUGAUAGUCUAACGAUGAAUAAUAAUAUCCCUACUACACUUGGUGUUGAGCUGCCGGCCGAGGACUACCUUCUUGGUAGCUUUUAUGAUGACUUUGACGACCUGAUUCUUCCUCCUCCACUCAUCGGAAACUUCUCCGAAUUUCUACCAGCGGCUGAGGCGGCGGCGGCGGCGGUGAUGUAUGAAUCUUAUGCAAUGUGAUGUUUAAUUUCUCUCUAAUUUUGAAACUAUUUAAUUUUAAUAAGCUUCC
This is a messenger RNA of Cucurbita pepo subsp. pepo (vegetable marrow), 550 nucleotides long. Lineage: Eukaryota; Viridiplantae; Streptophyta; Magnoliopsida; Cucurbitales; Cucurbitaceae. The record is from RefSeq and is a predicted model, not a curated record.